Messenger RNA from Adineta ricciae, 996 nucleotides. The record is from the annotation of a GenBank genome assembly. NCBI's taxonomy places the organism in Eukaryota, Metazoa, Rotifera, Eurotatoria, Adinetida, Adinetidae.
AUGCCAUGGCCACGGAAAACUGAUAACAGACCAUUCCAAACCGUUGAAUUGGUUUUUGCUGGAGUCAUUCCAAUUAUUCUGAUUAUCAUUGGUACAAUGGGUAAUUUUCUUUGUAUUUUUUGUAUUCUUUGCCGGCAACGUCGUCGAGGCCGUUCAACAUACAUUUAUUUCAUAUUUCUAUUUCUAUCCGAUACUCUUUCACUCUAUCAAUGGAAUUUGAAUUAUAUAAUUAUGGAAUUCAAUGACAGAAUACAAUUAUCUGAUCAGUCCUUAUUUCUUUGUCGUAGUAUUGCUUUUCUUAGUUUUUAUACUUUACACUUAUCAGCUCUAUUUCUGACUCUCAUAGCAAUCGAUCGAACUUUAAUCCUUCGGUCAAAAUUCUAUCGAACACACAUGACGAAACGUCAUCAUGCAUUGAUCAUAUCGAUUGUAAUUAUUCUUUUAUUAUUUCUCCUGGAUGGAUUUCUCCUAUCAUUGGGUGUUCGAGACGAACGUACAGAUCAAAUCGUAUGCUAUCAGUCAUUCAAUACAAACAUCAUGUUUUUCUACGACAAAAUUUAUCCAUGGAUACAUCUAGUUGUCAUGUAUAUCACUCCAUUUGUGAUCAUGACACUCGGCAUUGUUUUAAUCAUAAUUAAGCUGUACAAUCGUCGAAUUAAUCUUCAAUCAAAUCACCAAAAGCAACGACUGUGCUUUAUGUUGAUCGGCAUGUGUGCUGUAUACAUGAUGUUAACAUUACCAAAUCGAUUAUGUUUUUCGGUAUUUUUCUCACGCAUUUCAAAUCAAGAGUACGGUGAUAUCAUUCUGCUUGGAAGCAAUACUUUAUUAUAUACGCGCAAUGCGACCAACGUCUUCUUUCUUUACUUAGGCAGUUCAACAUUUCGUAAACAAUUGGCAAAAUUCUAUUCGUGUUUUCAUUGCUCAAUGCCACAGUGUUCGAAUCGUAUUAUACCCGUUCAACUUUUUCAUUGUGAAACAAAAAGUGACCUUUCAUGA